Molecule: messenger RNA, 1423 nt
Organism: Pseudovirgaria hyperparasitica
Lineage: Eukaryota; Fungi; Ascomycota; Dothideomycetes; Acrospermales; Acrospermaceae
Product: ADP-ribosylglycohydrolase
Exons: 1
Coding region: 304-1335 (343 amino acids)
Source: RefSeq, a predicted model, not a curated record
CUCCAACAUCCAUGGUCAUAGCCUUGUGCCUGCCUUCGUCGACAUGAACAUCAUGCUCAACGGAGUGCACGAUAUUGAUGAGUGAAGAUUUCACAAGUAUACUGACUCCUAAGUUAAGGAUGGCUGCCUAGGCCCAAGCCCCCACUGACACAAGCUUCAGCUGGCUUCUCAUUAGACAUUGAUGCCUGCUGAUUAUUAAAAGAGGUAGGCCAAGUCGAGUUUCCUGAUGCUAUAUCUUGAAGCACGCACCCUCUUUUCUGCAUAUCACCAUUCUUCCAACUCUUUCUCACUCACGAAUCUAAAAUGGAGUCCUCGGGCUUUACGGAUCGCCAAAAGCGCAUCAUCGGCGCUCUUCUCGGUGUCCAUGCUGGAGACUCGCUUGGCGCAACUCUCGAAUUCGUACGUUGGGAAGAAACUAAAGCGUUAUUUCCCACUGGUCUCACCAGCAUCAUUGGUGGCGGUCAUUUCGAGUGGGAGCCAGGUCAUGCUACGGAUGACACUGACCUAACAAGAGCAGUCCUACUCGCGUAUUCCAAAAGGUCUACAGAGCGGAAAUCCUACGUGGAUGUUCUUGAAGCUGCUGCAGAUAAUAUGCUCGACUGGGCAACAGGGCGUUGGCCUGGUCGCCAGCCAGGGUCCUCCCCGAAAGACAUUGGUGGUGCCACAUUCGUGGGACUCACGAGGUAUCGACAAAGCAUUGCGAGUGGUAGGAAAGAUCCGCGAGGUUGUGGUUCAGGACAAGGCAGUGCAGGAAAUGGCUCACUGAUGCGCUGCAUCCCCACCGCGCUCUUCGCCGCAAAUGAGGAGGAACGUCUCCAACACUCGAUCGAUAUAUCAGCAGUUACACACGACGACAUAAGGUGUACGAUUGCAUGUGCUGCAUACAACACCAUCGUCGCUCAGCUGAUAGAUGGUCAAUCUCCUGCGACGGCAGUUGGUGAAGGAAAGGCUUGCGCCACAGUCCUGGCAGUGAAAACUACAUCGAACAAAACCCACUUGAGACCCAACGCAGAUGCUGUGGUGCGAGCCAUCGAAUUAGGGGAAAAGCUGAAACCUACAGAACUUGUUGAAGAUGGUCCGGGCAUAUUGCCUGGCCGAGGCCGCGGCUUUGUGCUGGAGUCUCUGACAUUGGCAAUCGCAGCAGUAUUGGACGAUCGGCCUUUCAAGGAAGUCAUUUGUGAUAUCGUAAUGCUUGGUGCCGACUCAGAUACAAACGCUGCCAUCGCUGGGGGACUUCUGGGAGCCAGAGACGGCAUCGACGCUAUCCCUAAGGACUGGAGAGACGUAUUACAGUUCGGUGAAGAAUUCACUAGCAUCGCCCUAGCGCUAUCUUGACUCCGAAACGGAUUGCAGCUUAGAUUACUAGCUUUAUUUGUCCAAUGUAAACACUUUGCAAUAUGACAAACGAUUCACAACACAAACU